Molecule: messenger RNA, 1694 nt
Organism: Vigna radiata var. radiata (mung bean)
Lineage: Eukaryota; Viridiplantae; Streptophyta; Magnoliopsida; Fabales; Fabaceae
Product: nudix hydrolase 2
Exons: 9
Coding region: 610-1476 (288 amino acids)
Molecular function (GO): NAD binding; ADP-ribose diphosphatase activity; NADH pyrophosphatase activity
Source: RefSeq, a predicted model, not a curated record
UCUUCAUUGUUGAGGUUCCUUCUAUACCUUGUCAUGUCGAGCACGAAAUCAAAUGCAAAUUCUUUUGCUUUUCCGAUUAAUUCUUUUGAUUGCUUUCAGCCUUUCUCAGCUUUAUAUCAACACUUCUGUUCUGCCCUGCCCUUUGUCAAAGUCUUCACUUUUGUUUCACAAUUUUACCUACUUUAGUUAAAUGUCUUUUUAACCCUUUUUUUGGGGUCUGUGUCUGUUCACAGCCAGAACCCAUAUGUCAAUCAGUUUAUUUGUCACAGCCCUUGUCAAGUAAAAAAGAGAAUCCUCUUUUUUAAUUAUUGAUAGAAGCAUCUAUAUAGUCUUCCCCAAAGUUUUAAACUGCAGUUAAGAUUUUGGUGUAGGGGGAAAUUGAGAACAAUACCAGUCAAUAUAGCCAAAAUCGACGUUGCAGAUACUGAAAACCCUUGACAUUUUUUCUAAUGUACAACACUUGGGUGGAAAAAGGGCUGUGGAGACUGAGUGCUACCCUUUGUUUUCCCUCUGGGUGGUGUUCCCUUUUUAUAAGGAAUUUAAGCCUAUUAGUUUUAUUCCCUUGGCAGUUAACAUCAGAGAGUGGCAACCCUUGUUCCUGUUCCAUCCAUGUCAACCUCGAUAGAUUCGUCCCUUACAGAAACACAAAUAACUGCAGAAGAUCAAGUUCCAAAGAUUGAACUGCUAACAUGGACCGAUGAUGAGUAUGAUGGUGUUAUUGUGGAAAUGGACAAGCCUAUGGAUUCUGCAACCUUUUUGUCUAUCCUCAGGGCUUCAAUUUCACACUGGAAACAGCUGGGCAAGAAGGGUGUUUGGAUAAAAUUGCCUAUUUAUCUGGCCAGUCUAGUUGAAGCUCUAGUUCAGGAAGGAUUUUGGUAUCACCAUGCAGAACGAAAAUAUUUAAUGCUUGUAUAUUGGAUUCCUGCCUCUGCAGAUACUAUUCCAUCAAAUGCCACACACCGCGUGGGUGUCGGAUCAUUUGUCGUAAAUGAAAAACGAGAGGUCCUAGUGGUUCAAGAAAAGACUGGACAUUUUCAAGGAAGUGGAGUUUGGAAAUUCCCUACUGGCGUUGUUGAUCAGGGAGAAGAUAUUUGUGCAGCAGCAGUGAGAGAGGUCAAGGAAGAAACAGGAGUUGAUGCUGAAUUUCUGGAAGUAUUGGCAUUCAGACAAAGCCACAUGUCAUUCUUUGAGAAGUCAGAUCUUUUCUUUGUGUGCUUGCUGCGCCCUCUUUCUUCUGACAUUCAAAUACAGGAGCUGGAGAUAGUGGCUGCAAAGUGGAUGCCAUUUGAUGAGUACGCAGCCCAGCCAAUCAUGGAAAAGUAUGAGCUUAUGAAGUACAUCAAUAAUAUAUACUUAGCAAAGGUUGAUGGGCAAUAUUCUGGAUUUACUCCUGUAUCUACUGCGCCAAACUUCUCUAAGAAAAGUGUCUAUCUUUAUUUAAAUGCCGGUGGCCUGAAGAAGAGCAAUUCUUUGUAAGCAUCGACAAAGAUUUACACAAUUACAAUGGAUUCAAUCUCAACAACUCAUUAUUAUUUGAUUUAUUGUGUGAACAACAAUUCAGAUCUACAUUAGGCAAUUAUGUUUACAUUAGUUGAAUAAGAUUGUAAUAGUAAAAGAAUGAGCCAGAAACAAGUUUAUUUAAGCCUGACUCAGUAAGUCUUUUAAUUCGAAAAACAAUUGCUGUGAUAAUGAAA